UGUUGAUCGUUGAUUCACUUCACACAAAACUCAGUCCAAGCCCGAUUUCCGCGGUGAAAAUACCAAUCCGGGGGCUCGACCUAGAGUUUUUCAUUUUCCCAUGGGUCUCCACUAGCGGAAAAUAACGUCGUCGAGCGGAAUCGUGUGCAGCGGCCGAGCGAGAAAAAAAAAGAACAACAAAAAGAUUAUAGUCUCGCAGCUGACGCGAUUUUGCUUAAAAAAAUAACGGUACUCGUGAAUCGACUUGUAAUUUAUCCGUGUCCCAUUCAUUCAUUGGUCGAUACAGCUAGCUUAAGCACGUGACAUCGAUUUUUUUUAGAGAGAAAAUUUUUGUUUUUUUGGGGAAAAAUUGCCCUGCCCAUUAAAGUUUCCAGGUGGCUUUGACUUUGAACAAGUGAAAGUGACCUGACAGUUCUUAACAGUAGUCAUAUAAGUGACUCCUCCCACUAUUCAAUACAUAUUUCAAUUAUUCGUCCCCCGUGGGUACCAACGGCGUCGUGCAGGACAACAUGAGUUUGAACACCCUCCUGGAGGCGGCGAAAUUCCUGGAAAUGCAGGAACAAAUACAGCACAGGACCACUGCCUUGGAUCCUGCAGGUUCCACGACUACCACAAUUCGACCAGUGACGCAGGCGGUCAACGGGGGAACCACACACGUGCAAAACGGGACCAGCGGAGCUGUACAAACUUUUACACUACAACCGGUCAAGCUAUUAAAUUCCUCUACAACAACUCCAAACAUCGGGCAGGGCCAACAACAGCAACAAACUCAAACCGUUGUUAUUUCCAGUAACAAUAUAUCUUCAACUUUUCUACAGGGUGUGCAAGGUCCAAUUUCGUUCGCCACCGCUUUACCAACGACAGACAGUACCUCUCCACAAGACAGCCAUCAUAAUGGUACCGCGCAAUCGAAAAAAGAACAAGACGGACACAUUUCCAGUACCACCGUGUCGCAAAAUCAACGACACAGGGCCAUACAUAAUUCCUUUGACAUUAUGAAUCCUUUGGUGAUAGAUGAAGAAGGGCCGGCGGAAUCGAAAAAACUUAAACAACCGCCUUUGGUAUUUCGAGCUGGUACUAGAGAGGUUCACAAUAAAUUAGAAAAGCAUCGGAGAGCUCAUUUGAAGGAAUGCUUCGACAUAUUAAAGAAACAAUUACCAGCUAACGGUGAUGAAAAGAAAACUUCAAAUUUAAGUAUUUUACAUUCAGCAUUAAAGUAUAUUCAAAUAUUGAAACGGCGAGAAAGGGACUACGAGCAUGAAAUGGAGAGGCUGGCCCGCGAAAAAAUCACCCACCAGCAACGUUUAGCCACACUAAAAAAAGACAGUCAUUUUGACAAUGUGGAUUUUUCCAAACUAAUUCCAGAAAUUCCUUCAAGUACCACCAGUAUCACGCAAAAUGGCGGCAAAAUAGAAUACAUGGCCUCUAGUCCUAGUCCAAGUUGUUCUUCAAUGAGUCCCACCUACACAAUUGUAGAACCAAUGAAAAUAGCCACCUCCGACGAAGUAUAUUGUGAAGCUAGUGAGAUGGACGAUUUGGCAACAGUGAUGCCAUGUGCCAGUCUCGGCGGCAACGUGGUCAGUAUGGCCAGUCCGGGACUGGUGACUGUAGCGGCAAAUUGCGGCAGUACGGCGCUGACCUUGUCCAGUAGUUCCAGUAGUCCCGCUGUGAUAACCCAGAAGAAUUCUGUGAUAACCUCUGCUACUACCGUCAACGGGGAGAGCAAAAUAUCCAUUCCGAUUUUGGGCAAGUCGUUGUCCAGUGCUACUGUGCCAACUGGCACCAAAGAGUUAACUCAACCAGUACAAACCGCAGGCAUCUCGGUCCUUCCCAUGCCCUAUCAAGUGAACCAGGGGCUGGUUUUGCAAAAGGUCGCCAUCAUGCCUCACAAAGGAUUAACGGAUUUGGCGCCGCUGAUGUCCACCCAUUUUAUAACUACUCCGCAACAAUUAAAUGGUAUCAACGGUCAAAUCAACGGAAAAGUAGUGCCUUUAACCAUGGUGGUGGUCAGUACCGCAAGUCCACGCCCUGGAAGCUAGUACCAUUCAUUCUAAAGCAACAAGAUACCUUAUUUUUGGGGAAGUUAAAACUGGCGAUUCUUUUUUUUUUAUAUUUAUUUAUUAUAAUUUUUAAAGGAACAUUUUCACAAUAGUUCAGGUGUCUAAAAAUUAAUUGUUCAAAAUAAUUCAAUGGUAUUUUUUCUAGUCAUUGGUGCAGAUAAAAAUCACAUACAUAGGUACACCUGAAUGUGAAAGUGUUCCAUUUUCUUUUCUUUUUUUAUGGAAGUGGGGAUCAGAAAACAAGCAAAUAACAAACAAAAAAAAAAAGUGAUAUUGUACUUUAGAGGAAAUUAUUUUUCAAAAGACUUAUUUAUUUAUUGUUUCUUCUAAGUAUCUAUACAAUUUUUAUUAUUUAUUUAUUUUUUUUUUCUCUUCUUUUUAUUGAUUAAUUUUUUUGGUAAUUUUUGUGCUACAUCAUGAUCUUCCAAACAAACAAAAAUUUCCAAAAAUGGUAAAUCGAAAAUAAUGGACUGCUACAAAAGUAUAAUCAAAAGAUUCAAAAUUUUGUAAAUACAUUUCAAAAUGUAGAAUACUUUUAUCUUUGUUAAAAGCAUCCAUUAUUGUGGAUGUCAAAAAUCGGUUAAUUUUUUUCCAAUACUUAUACAUCAGAUGUAUAUAGUAGAGGGAGUAUGUUAAGUUUUAUUCAAAUUAUAAGUUGAUUACAGUUGUUUUACAAUAAAUUCAAUUACUAUUCAAUCAAACAUCUUGUGCAAUUUUAGCAUGAUCCUUUAAAACCUCACAAGAAUGUAUUAUAGAGUACGUCCAUAGAUAGUUUUAGUAUAAAUUUAUGAGGAACAGUCGAGAAUACAUAGUUUCAAAAAACUAAUGAAAAACACAGUAAGUUUAUAUAUUUGAUCUCGUGAAAAAUCAGCUAUGGACAUACUCUAUUUUCAAGUAAAGUAACAAAAAUUCCUCUUAAUUUCACAAUGGGCACCAAUUUAAAAUUUCAUUACCGAGCCCACACCUAUAUUAGCUUAUAUUUCUUGAUUAUUCCUUAAUAAGUGAUAUAGAUCUCUUUUAUUUUUUUAAUGUUGUGUUUAUUACAUAAGUAUCGAUGUAAGGCCUUUGACAAAUCGGACUUUUGAUACUUCACACUAUAAAAUAUACCAGGGAUUUGAAUAAUACCCUGCAGAAUAUAUUUAGAAAGAAAUUCUUUCUUAAAGAGGCUAGUUUUUCAUUAAGCAAAAUUAUUAUUUUUCUACAACAAAAAAAUCCAGCUAAAGUGAACCAAAACUAUUUAAUUUUAAUGUGAUAGAGGCAUUUUGAAAGCUAGCCUCAUCCAUCCAAGCAAAAUUCCCAGUGUAAUGUGAAGUGCCUCAAAAUCUAUCCUGCCAAAGGUCCAAAAGUCCAAAAAAAAAAUCCAAUUCUAGUUGUAAGAUUUAAAAAAAAUUAUUGUUUAUUAUUCUAUUUAAUUUUUAAGUAAAUCGGGUACAAGAUGAAACUAUCAAUAUCAUUACAAAACGUCUUUCAAUUAAAUUUUCCACAAUCGAAAUUUUCCUUGAACCAAAAAUCGACCAAAAUUCUUGUACCCGAUUUCGGCAAACAAACAUGGACUGGUAUGUAAAACAUUUUUAUGUGUGAGUGUUAGAGAAAGAUUUAAUAAUAUAUUAUAUUGUACAUAGUUUAGUUUUUAACACACUGGGUGUAAAUAGGUCACUUUUGUAAAUAAUUAUAUUUCUAUGUACAAAAAAAAAAUCCUUUAGUAGAACGGUUUAUUGUAAAUAUAUUUAAAACAAAAUCUCAGUUAUAUUGAGGACAAUGUACUAUUUAAAAAAUGAAUAGAGAAGUCGACAAAA
Molecule: messenger RNA, 3856 nt
Organism: Ceutorhynchus assimilis (cabbage seed weevil)
Lineage: Eukaryota; Metazoa; Arthropoda; Insecta; Coleoptera; Curculionidae
Source: the annotation of a GenBank genome assembly